Messenger RNA from Penicillium samsonianum, 561 nucleotides. RefSeq names its product putative carbonate dehydratase. Lineage: Eukaryota; Fungi; Ascomycota; Eurotiomycetes; Eurotiales; Aspergillaceae. Gene Ontology annotation, molecular function: carbonate dehydratase activity; zinc ion binding. The record is from RefSeq and is a predicted model, not a curated record. The transcript is spliced from 3 exons. The coding region runs from base 1 to 561 and encodes 186 amino acids. Gene Ontology annotation, biological process: cellular response to carbon dioxide; cellular response to oxidative stress. Gene Ontology annotation, cellular component: cytoplasm.
AUGACUGAAAUACGACCUAGGAGGGUGGCUGCCGAACCUCUCAAGGAAAACUACAUACCUAGCCUUCAACAGGCAACUCCGCAGGUUCUGUGGAUUGGAUGCUCUGAUAGCAAUGCCAAAGAAUCCACUGUGCUUAAUAUUCUCAACGACGAGUUGUUCGUGCUCAGAAAUCUCGGCAAUAUGAUCAUUGAUGGCGACCUGUCCUGCGAGACUACUAUAAAGCAUGCCGUCGUUGACCUUCAGGUAAAACACAUCGUCGUCUGCGGCCAUUACGGAUGUCACAUUGUGACAGCAGCCUCGAGAGAUGGGUUGAAAGGACCAUGGUUGAGCAAGCUCAACGAUCUCUACUCGAUGCACGAAGAAGAUAUAAAUCAACUCCCAGUGUGGGAGCAGGAUUUCUCUUUUGUUGAGUUGAAUAUUCUUGAUCAGAUGCGUUCGCUGCGCAAAUUUCCCGAAGUCACCGACGCAAUUACGCUAGGGCGCUUACAUAUCCAUGGGAUAGUGUACGAUUCGGAGACCGAGAAGGCCUAUCAAUUAUUGGAAGGGGAGCAGAACGUUUAG